AUGAGCCUUUCACCGGAUCAGACUCAUUUCAAGUAUCCAAGAUCAAUUUUCUUGAUAAUUGCAACAGAAUUAUGUGAAAGAUUUUCAUUUUGUGGUUUACGAACAAUUUUAAGUCUGUACUUGAAAAAUGUAUUAAAGUUUCAUGAAGACGAUGCAACUCUUAUUUAUCAUAUUUUUAUAAUGGUUUGUUAUUUGAUACCAAUAUUCGGUGCUCUUUUGGCUGACAGUUAUUUAGGACGGUUUAGAACAAUACUUUUCUUCUCGGUAAUUUAUGCUGUUGGUGAUUUUAUCAUGUGUUUUGGAGCAACACCAUUAUUCAAAACCAGCAAAAUAAAAAUAACUUUUAUUGGUUUGAUUUUAAUUGCUAUUGGAACUGGAGGAAUAAAACCAUGUGUUGCUGCAUUUGGUGGAGAUCAAUUUUACCUUCCCCAGCAACAAAAAUAUCUUCAAGAUUUUUUUUCAAUAUUUUAUUUUACAAUUAAUUUUGGUGGUCUUAUGGGUAUGAUUAUAAUGCCAAUAUUGCGAACAGCUUUCACUUGUUUUGGUGACGAAACCUGUUAUGCAUUGGGUUUCGGUUUUCCAGCUGUACUUAUGCUAAUUGCUUUUGUAUUAUUUUAUCUUGGUAAAUCAUCAUACAGACUUAAAUAUCCAAAAGAAAAUAUUAUGCUUUGUUUUAUUCAUUGUAUAUUUUAUGCAAUUAGACAAAAAAUUAAAUUUUAUCAUAAAAAAGAAAAAUCACAUUGGCUAGAUUUUGCUGAUGAUAAAUUUUCGAAAAAAUUAAUAUCAGAUAUUAAAAUAGUACUUGCUGUUUUUUAUUUAUACAUACCAUUACCAUUUUUUUGGAGUCUUUUUGAUCAACAAGGAUCAAGAUGGACCUUUCAAGCAUCAAGAAUGAAUGACAUUAUAUUUCAAAUUAAAAUUAUUCCAGAUCAAUUUCAGGUUAUUAAUCCAGUUAUUGUUUUGAUACUUAUUCCAAUAUUUGAUAGAUAUAUUUAUCCUUGUUUAUCAAAUAUUUUAAACUCUCCACUUCAUCGAAUGACUAUUGGAGGAAUAUUUGCAUCAUUUGCUUUUAUUGCAUCUGGGAUAUUGGAGCUUAAUCUUGAGAAACAUUAUGAAGCUUCAUCUGGACAACUUGGUCCAGUAACCAUGUCAAAACAUAUUCACAUAAUUUGGAUGUUACCACAAUAUUUUUUUUUAUCAAUUGCCGAAGUGAUGUUUGCAAUAUCAGGACUUGAAUUUUCAUUCACCCAGGCCCCACAAAGCAUGAAGACAGUGACAAUUGCAGCUUGGUAUGUCAGUGUUGCACUUGGUAAUUUUAUUGUAAUAAUAAUUACACAAGCUAAAUUAUUUACAAGUCAAGCACAUGAAUUUUUUUUCUUUGCUGUAUUAAUAUUUUUAAACAUGAUUAUAUUCAAUUUCAUGACAAACACAUAUAACUUUGUUGUACCGGAAUCAGACUCUGCAGUCAUCAGUACAUUUGUUGAUAAUGAAACAGAUGAGCUUUAUCCAAUUUUUCCACCGAGACGUAUGUUUGAAGUCGAAACAACUGAUGAGAAACUAAAAUAUCCAAAGUCAAUUUUUUUCAUUGUAAGUAAUGAAUUUUGUGAAAGAUUUUCAUACUAUGGUUUGCGAACAAUAUUGGCUCUAUACCUUCAAGCAAAAUUGGGCUACUCAGAUGAUACAUCAACUGUUAUUUAUCAUGUAUUUGCAAUAGAAUUUUCAUUGGGUGGAUUAUUUUUGAUUGCUGUUGGAACUGGAGGAAUAAAACCAUGUGUUGCUGCUUUUGGUGGAGAUCAAUUUAUUUUACCACAACAAGAAAAAUAUCUCGUUACAUUUUUUUCAGUAUUUUAUUUUGCCAUUAAUUCUGGAUCACUUAUAUCAUCUUUUCUCACACCAGAACUUCGUAAUGGAGUCAAAUGUUUUGGUGAACAAGAAUGUUAUUCACUUGCUUUUUUUGUUCCUGCAAUUCUCAUGGUUCUUUCAAUUGUUAUUUUCGUCGCUGGAAAACCAAUGUACAGAAUGAAAAAACCCGAAGGAAAUGUCGUUCUCAGUGUCUUUAAAUGUAUUUCUCAUGCAUUGUACAAAAAAUCAACUCAAAAAAAAGAAAGAAAAGUUGAUCACGAUCAUUGGCUUGAUCAUGCAAAUGAUAAAUAUGAUGUAAAAUUAAUAGCUGAUAUAAAAGCAACACUUCAAGUACUCAAACUAUUUAUUCCAUUGCCAUUUUUUUGGGCACUUUAUGAUCAACAAGGAUCACGUUGGACAUUUCAAGCAACAAGAAUGGAUGGUCAAAUUGGUAGUUUCCUAAUAAAAGCUGAUCAAAUGCAAGUUGUUAAUCCACUUUUGAUACUUUCAUUUAUUCCAAUAUUUGAAACUUGUCUUUAUCCAUUAUUUGCUAAAAUUAAAAUUAUCGAUACACCACUUAAAAAGUUAACAACUGGAGGAUUUUUAGCAGCUCUUGCAUUUAUUGCAUCUGCUCUUGUUGAACUACAACUGGAGAAAACAUAUCCAAUUCUUCCAUCAACUGGAAUGGCUCAACUUCGAAUAUUUAAUCCACGAAAUUGUACAUUACCAAUGAGCCUUGAUGAUAGAUCAUUUAGCUUGCCACCAUAUGGCAUGUGGGAGGAUAUUGAAAUAUCAGUUAAUCAAACAAAAUCAUUUAAUUUCAAUGCUGAUUUUAAAAGUUGCAAUGGUAAUACAAAAAAUUCAACUGGUACGCUAAAAGUACUUGAAGAACAAGCAACAUCAUAUGUCAUUCAAGAGACUAAUAAUUUUUAUCAAUAUACUGAUGCUAAUAAUAAAACAAAAACUGGUAAUCCAGCUCUUCGAGUGCUGGCUUACAAUGAAAAAAAUACAAGUCCAAUAGUCAUUAGAAUUAUUGAAAAAAAACAAGAAGUUUAUAAAUUUAAUAUUGGCAAUGCAAUACCAGUACAUGAGUCGGAAGUUGCUGAGCUUGCUCCAGGAACAUAUGAUGUUGAAAUUAAUGGAAAAAUAAUGCCUGAUAAUAUACAAAUAAAACUUGGUGGAGUUUAUACAUUGAUGGUUCAUUUAUCAAGUAAUACUGAUGUACCAACAAGUCACAUGGUAACUGUAACACCACCAAAUUCACUUCACAUGUUGUGGCUAAUUCCUCAGUACAUAAUAAUGACAAUGGCUGAAGUUAUGUUUUCAGUAACUGGUCUGUCAUUUGCAUUUACACAAGCACCAGUCAGUAUGAAAUCACUUUUACAAGCUGGAUGGCUGAUGACUGUUGCAUUUGGUAAUCUUAUUGUUGUUAUUGUUGCUGAAGCUAAAUUUUUUGAUCGUCAGGUGAAUGAAUUUUUAUUGUUUGCUGGAUUGAUGACUAUUGAUAUGAUUAUUUUUGGAGUAAUUGCAUAUUAUUAUAAAUAUGCUGAUCUCAGUGAUGAUAUUUCUGAAGAUGAUAAUAAUAAUGGUGAUGAUGGUGGUCAUGAUGACAACAAUAGAAAUAUACCAAUGAAUUCAAACGUUACCAGAGAAAGUGAAAGAUUUUAAAUAUAAAAAAAUAGUUUUAAGAUUUAUAAAAAUUUAAAUUGUACAUAAUAAUAUUCUGGUUAUCUAG
This is a messenger RNA of Aphidius gifuensis, 3577 nucleotides long. Its product is annotated as peptide transporter family 1-like. Lineage: Eukaryota; Metazoa; Arthropoda; Insecta; Hymenoptera; Braconidae. Gene Ontology annotation, cellular component: membrane. Gene Ontology annotation, molecular function: dipeptide transmembrane transporter activity. The coding region runs from base 1 to 3510 and encodes 1169 amino acids. Gene Ontology annotation, biological process: oligopeptide transport; transmembrane transport. The transcript is spliced from 18 exons. The record is from RefSeq and is a predicted model, not a curated record.